Aureobasidium vineae is the source of this 1059-nucleotide messenger RNA. NCBI's taxonomy places the organism in Eukaryota, Fungi, Ascomycota, Dothideomycetes, Dothideales, Saccotheciaceae. The record is from the annotation of a GenBank genome assembly.
AUGACGGAUCAAUUGCUAGCACCGCCGACACACCUCUCGCCAACCGAGUCCCUGCGACUGUCGCAGCUGGCGCCCAAAUGGCUGCGUAGCCAAGCACCCAGCAGCCUGCCCUACCCGCUGUCCCUCCUCACCACCUCCGAAUCGGCCGAACAAUGGCAAGCCAACGAGAACUUAAUGGUCGCCUGUUUGCGCACCGGCGACGACGAAACCGCUUCAAUCUGCCUGGAUAAACUGUCUCAGCGCUUUGGACCCGACAACGAGCGCGUACAAGCAUUACGUGGACUGUACGAGGAAGCUACGGCGACGGACGAAAAAGCCCUCUCGAAAGUGCUGAAGGCCUAUGAGGAUAUACUAGAAGAGAAGCCGGCGAAUGUGCCCGUCAUGAAGAGAAAGGUUGCGCUGUUGAGGAGUUUGGGCAGGCUGGCCGAUGCGACAAAGACGUUGACUGAGCUGCUAGACAGCUCGCCCAUUGACGCUGAGGCAUGGGCUGAGUUGGCUGAGCUGUACUUCUUGCAGAGUAUGCACUCACAGGCUGUCUUUUGCUUGGAGGAAGUCUUGCUCAUCAUGCCGAAUGCUUGGAACAUCCACGCUCGUCUUGGUGAGAUGCUCUUUGUAUCUUCCAAUGCCGCCGAAGAUGCUGGUGGCAAGCUCAAGCUACUCGCAGAUGCUCAACGCAGCUUCUGCCGCAGCAUUGAACUGUGCGACGACUACCUCCGUGGCUAUUACGGUCUCAAACUCGUAAGUCUCCUUUACACUCUGGAUUCUCUUCCGCAUUUGGCUAAUGCAGCAAUACGCAGNACAUCACAACGCCUCCUGGAAGCUCUGUCACAAUCAAGCGGCAAACCUCCGAAAGCGCAAUCUUCAGAUGCAACAGUUGGCGACUUACCGCCUCCUUCUGUGACCUCGGUUGAAAAGCUGCGCGAACUCUCGACCAAGAAGCUUUCAGAGAUCGUCAGACGUAGCAUGAGUGGUGAGCGAGGCUGGGAUGGCUAUGACCAAGCCGAACUCAUUGCUGCGAGAGAACUUCUGGACAGAGAUACCCAGUCUGUUCAACGAUAA